Molecule: messenger RNA, 555 nt
Organism: Hermetia illucens (black soldier fly)
Lineage: Eukaryota; Metazoa; Arthropoda; Insecta; Diptera; Stratiomyidae
Product: larval cuticle protein F1-like
Exons: 3
Coding region: 150-449 (99 amino acids)
Source: RefSeq, a predicted model, not a curated record
UAAAUCCCCGCUUUUAGUUCAAGCCGUGUGGGUCUCAUAUUGAAGUCUUAACAGUAUAAAAGCUCUGUCGGAUGCAGAGGCUAGCAUCAGUUAAUAUCUGAAGUAAUUCGGUUAUCACUUAAUACCAAAUAAUAAAAACUCUAGCAAACAUGUUCAAAUUGAUUGCUCUCGCCUGCAUUUUCGCUGUUGCCGUUGCUGCUCCAGGAGGAGUCGUUGUUGCUCCAGUAGCACAUGUUGCCUCAGUUGCUCAUGUUGCAGCCCCAGUUGCUGUUAGCCAUUCAUCCAGCCAUGUAGUCCAUAGUGCACCCCUUGUAAAGACUGUUGUUGCUGCCCCCGUUGUCAGGACUGUUGUACCAGUAGCUCAUGCAGUUCCAGUAGCCCAUGCUGUUCCAGUUGUCGCCCAUCACGCCGCUGUUGUCCCAGCUCACUCAGUCCUUGUCCAUCAUUAAGCAAGGAUAAAUUAGGAUUUUUUAUAAUUUUUUUUUUUGAGAAUGUUUUUUGAAAAGUUUGUAGAAAGAUCGGUUGUUUAGUAAAAGCAAAUUUUCAGUUUUUAAA